AUGAGUACCUUUGGGUACAGCAGGCAGCUGAAAAAGUACGAGGAGGUGGACGAGGAUGAGCUGCUGGCCACGUUGUCCUCCGAGGAGCUCCUGGAGCUGGAGAGGGAGCUGGCCGACCUCGAUGACAACGUGCCCAUCGGCAUGAGGCAGAAAGACCAGACAGCCAAAACCCCGACGGGGACCUUCGACAGGUACGCUCUCAUGAAAUACUGGGAGGACGAGAACAAGAAGCUGCUGGAGGAUGAGACGAAGGAGUCAAAACCCAGACAGGAGGGACGACCUGAUGACAGCAGAGGGGAGCGAGUGACAGUGACCACCAGCAAUGUCGGCAAGACUCUGGACAGCACCAAAAAUACACAAAAUUGGAAGAAAGUGCCAAGUGUCUUCAGCAGAAAUGGUACGAAGAAAGACGAGGUGGAAAAGAAAGACGAGUGUAAAAAGGAGGAUCAGAUCAGGAGUAAAUGUCCUCAGAAGAAUGCCGUGACGAAAGGCUCGAGGAGUGAAUCCAGGAGGACUGAAACCACAGACCAAAACCUGAACACAACCUGUGACAGAGCGAGCGGGAACCCGAUCAUCAUCGACGAAACCUUGGAGCAGAUCCUGCGUAACGACCCCGCCAGAAGCGAAGUCAAUCUCAACAACAUUGAAGACAUUUCCCAGGAAAUCUUGCUUCGUUUCGCAGAGGCUCUGUGCACAAACACUCACGUCAACGUCUUCAGCCUUGCCAACACCCACGCCGACGACCGGGUCGCGUUCGCCAUCUCCAAGAUGCUCUGUGAGAACCGCAUCAUCAGAAACCUGAACAUCGAGUCAAACUUUGUGUCUGGUCAGGGCAUCCUGGCUCUGAUGGCGGCGCUGCAGCACAACAGGACACUGGUGGAGUUGCGCUUCCACAACCAGAGGCACAUGUGCGGCGGGAAGGUGGAGAUGGAGAUGGUGGAGCUGCUGAGGGAAAACACCACUCUGCUCAAGCUCGGCUACCAGUUUGACCUUCCGGGGCCGAGGAUGACGGCGACCAGCAUCCUGACGCGCAACCAGGACCAACAGCGACAGAGGAGGCUCCAACAGAUGAAGGAACAGAGUCCUCCAGAAGUGUCGGUGCAAGGUCCUGGUUCAUCUGCAGAAAACAGACCGCGAAAGAAGCCAUCACAAUCUUCUAAGACUGUUGAAAAUCAGAACAGAAAUCCUCCACCUCCUCCUCCUCUGUCUUCAGACAUGCCAACGAGGAAGAUCUCCGAAAUGGUCAAACUGCACGAAGUCCCGAACAGCACGAAGACUCAGUCGAACCAAAGGAAACCAAAGUCAAAGAAGCUCAAGAAUGGCGCCAACGAAAAGGAGAGCGCAGAUAUUCUCAAAGAUCUAAAGAACGCGUUGAGGCCGUCGCUGCAGAAGAGACGAGACGAACCAUCACGCCUGCCCCCCCCUCAGAGGUCCAGCCGCGAUGACCUGAUGGCAGCAAUUCGUGGGAGCAGCAUCGGAUCCUUAAAAAGGGUGGAUCUGUCACCGGCCUGAACUCACCUACUCCUCACACCUGAACUCCACUCACAGUGUAUUGAAAAUGUUUCAUUUUUAUUUCACACUAAAAUAUCACUUUUUAAACAGUAUCUUAUUUAACUUGUUACACGGCUUAGCAGCAGACGGCAUUUCUGUAUGUUUCCGACAUUAUUUUAUUUUGUUACUGUGUGAAAAAGUCUGUGAAU
Messenger RNA from Centropristis striata (black sea bass), 1700 nucleotides. It is a transcript of the gene lmod2a, whose product is annotated as leiomodin 2 (cardiac) a. Gene Ontology annotation, molecular function: tropomyosin binding; actin binding. Gene Ontology annotation, cellular component: striated muscle thin filament; myofibril. The coding region runs from base 1 to 1512 and encodes 503 amino acids. Lineage: Eukaryota; Metazoa; Chordata; Actinopteri; Perciformes; Serranidae. The transcript has 3 exons. Gene Ontology annotation, biological process: pointed-end actin filament capping; myofibril assembly; muscle contraction. The record is from RefSeq and is a predicted model, not a curated record.